Bactrocera neohumeralis is the source of this 1212-nucleotide messenger RNA. RefSeq lists its product as uncharacterized. The transcript has a single exon. The coding region runs from base 39 to 806 and encodes 255 amino acids. The record is from RefSeq and is a predicted model, not a curated record. Gene Ontology annotation, molecular function: oxidoreductase activity. Lineage: Eukaryota; Metazoa; Arthropoda; Insecta; Diptera; Tephritidae.
UCCAGUUAUUACAGCGCAGUGAGUUUGAAUAGAUCGCAAUGAGUUUAGCUGGUAAAGUUGUUAUUGUAACCGGAGCAAGUUCCGGCAUUGGUGCCGCCGCAGCUAAGGCCUUUGCCCAGCAGGGUGCCAAAGUGGUGCUCACAGGACGAAAUGAAGCAAAUCUAAAGUCUACUGAGGCGGCCUGUAAAGCAGCCAACAGCAAAGCGGAACUACUACUCAUCAUCGCCGAUGUAACGACGGACGCAGAGAAGAUUAUCAAAACAACAAUUGACAAGUUCGGACAGUUGGAUGUGUUGGUGAAUAAUGCCGGUUUUGGUGAAAUGGGUUCAAUCCUGGAUAUUGACGUUGAUCAAUUUGAUCGUGUCAUGAAUACAAAUGUGCGAGCGGUCUUCCUGCUCACUAAAUACGCCGCACCACAUCUCGUGAAGACACAAGGUAAUAUUGUGAAUGUCUCUAGUGUGGCCGGAUUGCGUUCGUACGCUGGUUUUUCGGUAUAUUGCACCUCCAAAGCGGCACUGGAUCAAUUCACCAGAUGUAUCGCCUUGGAUUUGGCGCCGGAAAAUGUGCGUGUGAAUGCCGUAAAUCCCGGUGUGAUAGUAACAGAAUUUCAUAAGCGUCUUGGCUUGUCGGAAGAGGAAGAAACUAAAUUUUUGGAGCAUUCGAAGUCUACACACGCAUUGGGUCGCGCCGGCGAACCCAAUGAAGUGGCCGACGCCAUUAUUUUCCUUGCUAGUGACAGUUCGAGCUUUAUAACGGGCGCAACUCUGCCGAUCGAUGGAGGCAGAAACAUCAUGUGUCCGCGUUAAUAUUGCUUAGAAUAGAUAGAUAAUUUGCAAGGUCGAGGAAGUCUUUUCGUAUUUCUAAUCAAACUUCAACUUUAUUUUUUUUUAUAUUUAUACUAAUAAAUAAAUAAACAAAUAUGUAUGUACCAUUUUGGUCGACCACUUUUUGCCAUUUUUCCGCUAAAGACAUUACUUCAUCAGUGUAAAUCGAAAUUUCCAGAACGGAAGCGAGCGAACCGUUGUUGUGCUAUACGAACUGAUACAGCAUCGUCUCCGCAAAAUUCACAAAUUUCAUUAGUGGCUUGCGUGGCAUUCUUCACAAUGCGAUUGGUAGCACUGGAGAUAUACGACUGUAACGACAUCUAUUGACAAAAUACGAAAAGACUUUUUCGACUACCCAAUUUGUUAAUAAAAAUAUGCUUUGAAAUAA